Molecule: messenger RNA, 4212 nt
Organism: Cyclocybe aegerita
Lineage: Eukaryota; Fungi; Basidiomycota; Agaricomycetes; Agaricales; Hemipholiotaceae
Source: the annotation of a GenBank genome assembly
AUGCCGCCACGUAUCACACAAGACCCGCACUUGGUGCAACCCCCCGACUUUGAGUCGGAACAAUUCCGGGCGCUUUACGCCACCUUAGCCACCGCCGAGCGCACAGUGGACGCUAUCAUAGCCGACUCCCAAAAUGCUUGGACCCAGAACAACGACGCGCAAAGAGUCGCGUGGAACGCCCAGGUCGAGCAAGACCACGCAGAAGAAGAGGAAGCUAGGGCAGCUCAGGAGCAAGCAAAGCAAGAGGCUGCCAAAGCUGAGAAGUGUGAGAGGGAGAACAAACGGCCCAAGAUAAAAUCCUUCACCCCGAACAAGACGGUCGGGAAGUUGUCAUCUCGUCGACCUUCCUGCUAUGCGAUCCACAAGAUUGAACAACUCGAGUACGUUGAGCUCUACUAUUUCACCAAGGAGGCCUGUCUUGAGGCUGAGAGGACGGAAUACUCAGUGGCGAGGGGCACCUUCACCCUGAUGGCUGACGGAGAGAACGUGCUGGCAAAACCCGCUGCUGCGUACAAGCCAUCCACAAAGGUCGUCCAGGAUGAGAACCUCGAAUGGCGCCAAAUCAUCAAGGCGAAGGACUACAUGCUGGAAGCCAUGGUGGACGCAGGCUGGCCCGAGGAACACGUCAUGGCCCUUGGUGUAUUCUUUCUCGAGCUCGACAAGCACCCAAUCAGCGACCUAGAGGGGGGAGAAACCGCUGUUCUACUGUACCAGGCGCGCAUCCGCCGUAGGUGGAUGGAAGACCUCAAGAGCACCAAUGACGAGGAAGUCUUCGACAUCAGUGUUGUCAAUGACAAACGGCUGGAUGAAAUGUACAGCGAGGUGCUCAACCUCCGUCAGGCCCAAGGCAUUAAACGGGUGCACCCGCAACGUCGACCCCCCUUUCGGCCUGCACCCUUUGCCUUGGUCGACAACCCCACAACAUCUUCAAGUGCAACUCCAGCAUGCUCUGGGACGGCUCACCAACCCAUUGCAGGAGAAACGAAGCUGGUCGCUUGGUCAACCCAAAAGGAACCGUCAUCUGCACCGACUGGCAGCGACCAGCAGGAUGCUCCAGCACAACCCACGAUUCCAAACACGAGUGCUCGGGAUGCGGACAGGCCUCUCAUGGAGCUCAGAAGUGCCCUCGAGCUCAAGCAGCAUAAUCCAGGAAGCCCAUACAAAGCAGACACCUGGAGGUGGCAUCUCGAGGCAACAGGCCUCAUCCACCAAUAUCCAACCCUUCCGUCCGAUUUUGAGCAAGGUUUUGAUGAAUACAACCACAACGUCCAAAUUGAGUUCGAACGUGGGAGAUACAUUGGGCCAGCUUCCUGUGCGGAGGUUGAAGCCCUCCUGGGUCCCUUCCAGACUUCUCCGCUCUCUGUCAUUCCCAAGCCUGCUAAACUGGGCAAAUUUCGCCUCAUACAAAACCUCUCCUACCCUCUCAAAGCCAUUGACGGCGUCACUUCCAUCAACAGCGGCAUCAACUCAAACCAGUUCCCGUGCACCUGGGGAACCUUCUCCGUCAUCUGCCUUCUCAUCUCGCGGCUUCCCCCAGGCUCACAAGCAGCAGUUAGAGACGUCAAGGAAGCCUAUCGAACCAUUCCCAUCAAGCCCUCUCAAUGGCCAGGAUUGGUUGUACGACUGCGCGGUGAAGACCAUUUUGCAAUUGAUACCAGGAACUGCUUUAGACUUGCCUCGGGGGCAGGCUCCUAUGGGAUCGUUGGUGAUGCUAGUGCACAAGUCAUGCGAGCCAAUGGAAUCGGGCCUCUCUCGAAGUGGGUCGAUGAUCAUCUCUUUUACCGCAUCCUCAAACAUCACUUACCUGCUUACAAUGACUUGCGCAGACAUUGGGCUGAGGACAUCAGGAAAAAUGGAGGCCGACUCCAUGAUGGAGGCCGCAUCUGGUUCCGAGGCAGGGCAAUGCCCAAUGGAAAACUCGAGGAAUUCGACGAAGACACAACCUUCCCACUACAAGAUCUCUCCAACAAAUCUGCACGCUCAGAUGAGGACAGAAAGUAUACCUACUGUAUGGCAGACAUUGACACCCUCUGUGAAGAACUGGGUAUUCCAUGGGAAGCAGAGAAGGACAUCCCGUUCCAGUCAGCAGUACCGUUCAUUGGGUUCCUCUGGGAUCUGGAGCGGGGUGAAGUUUCCAUCACGAGUGGAAAGCAAGAGAAGUAUCUCACUGCCAUCACAGCCUGGGAGGAGAGCACAAAGCACACCUUGGAAGAGGUGCAAAAGCUCUAUGGCAAACUCCUCCAUGCUUGCCUGGUCAUCCCAGCAGGACGUGCUUACCUCACCCAGCUGGAGGCCUGCAUGGGCAUCUUCCACAAUCGUCCGUACGUACCACGCACCCCACCACAACAUACAGCAGAAGAUAUACGCUGGUGGAAGGAGAAACUCCAAGGACCAUGCAUCUCCAGACCCAUCCCCCGACCAACCCCCAUCAUUGACCUCGUCAUGUACUCAGAUGCAAGCUCUGAAGUCGGCAUCGGCAUCACGAUUGGCCAAAAGUGGCGAGCCUGGCGACUCCUCCCAGGAUGGAAGGCAAACAACCGAGACAUCGGCUGGGCAGAGGCAGUCAGUUUCUUCUUCCUGGUCAUCACUCUCCGCAAUGCAUGCCAUCACCCGGGCAUCCACUAUGCGGUCUAUGGAGACAAUCGAGGAGUCGUGGAAGGAUGGUGGAAAGGUCGCAGCAGGAACUGUCCAACAAACAGUAUCUUCCGUAUGGUACACACAUUCUCGCAAGAAAAUAGCCUCACUGCCCACACUAGAUAUGUUCCCAGUAAGGAGAACCCAGCUGAUGGCCCUUCUCGUGGAGAAUAUGGCACGACGCAAGACCUCCUCCCUGCCAUCAACAUCCCCAAUCACCUCCAGCACUAUGUCGUCGAUUUCGACACACCUCAUAUGCCAACGGAACUCCGCCUUGCACGAGAAGGCAAAGCAGCCCUCGCCGCCCCCAGGAUCAGCCCAGCCACACGACUCCUCCAACGCCAAAGCACCUCAGAGGGCCAGAUCCUCCAUGAAGAAGAAAUCCUCGCCCACUUCCAAGCCAGCAACCAAGCGGCACCGCUUCUCUCCAGAGCACUGAAGCACAAAUGGAGGGCCAUACCAUCCACACUCUGCCCACACGUCUUUGCUCGAGAACGGCUUACACGUUGGAGACCAACCACGGUCCGUACUGCCACUGACAACCAGGGCCGGCCCACCCAUCUCUCCGCUGAAGACCUGGCCCGCAUUCUCGAGGUAAUGGCCAGGGCGUGGGCGGAUGGGACUCUGGAAGUCUAUGGGACAGGCCUCCUCACCUGGCACGCCUUCUGCGACAAGAACGGAGUUAGUGAGGAUCAGAGGGCCCCAGCCUCACCCCUCCUCAUCGCCUCUCUCAUAGCCACCCUCUCAGGUGCUUUCUCUGGUGGCACCAUCGCCAACUACGUCUAUGGCAUCCGGGCAUGGCACAUCCUGCAUGGGGUCCCAUGGAAGAUGGUCGACCCUGAACUGGAGGCACUGCUCAAGGCCACAGAAAAAGCAACCCCACCCACAUCAAAGAGGAAGAAACGCCAGCCAUACACAAAAGAUUUCAUGGUUGCUAUUCGCAGUCAGCUAGACCUCUCAACGCCCCUCCAUGCUGCCGUUUAUGCCUGCUUGACAACCACAUUCUGGUCAGCUGCCCGAGUUGGUGAGUUCACGGUCAAAAACCUGACAAGCUUCGACGCAAACAAACAUGUCAAACCCUCAAACGUUACAACCACGACAGACCAGAACGGCUUCGAAACAACCGAGUUCUUCAUCCCCUCCACAAAGUCUGAACCCACCAACGGAGAGACAGUCUCAUGGUCGAGACAGAACGGAGACACAGACCCGGAGACUGCAUUCCACAACCACAUAGAUGUCAACUCACCGCCAAAUGGUGGCCACCUCUUUGCGUACAAAGUAGGCUCAGGAUACAAGCCACUGACAAAGCACAAGUUCAUUCAAAUUCUCACCACCGCAGCACGAGCAGCUGGCCUAGAGCCACUUCAAGGCCAUGGGAUCAGGAUUGGGUCAACACUCGAGUACCUCCUGAGGGGGAUUCCAUUCGAUGUGAUGAAAGCAAAGGGAAGGUGGGCAAGUGACGCCUUCCUCGUCUACCUCAGGAAGCAUGCCCAAAUCCUCGCACCAUACAUGCAAGCAGACCCAGUCCGCCAGGAAGAAUUUAUCAGGCUAACCAUGCCUCCACUACGCCGCCACUAA